UGUACAUUAAAAGGCGUGAAAGUCUAGAAAUUCAAAUUAGCUCUAGCUAAAAAUUUUGGAAACAUGGAUUUUAUUAAAUUCCUUGCUGUAUUUGUAUGUAUUAUUUCCCACAACAAUUGCGACGCUCGUGUUCAAAUGAACCAACACUCAGCAGAAGGGAAUAAUUUGUUUGACGAAAUUGAUCAAGAAAAAAAAGGCAUGCUGAUGAUACCAAAGAGUCAUACACUCGUCGUACGCCUUCCAUUAAACACUUUGCUUAAAUAUACGGCUUACAAGGAUAUUUCCAUAUUACAUUUUAAGCUUCCUGCUGACACCCGUGCUGCUUUUUUCGCAUUCAAGGCAUAUGAGGAAGGGAAAAGCGUAUUUCACGGUAAAUGCAAGCCUCAGAAUGUAGAUUUACAUUUGAAAGCUGGAAGCUAUCCCGUUAUUAGUCCGGAAAAUUUAGCAUUUCCAAAAAAUUUUCUGUCGGCCGAUCAAAGGUCUAAAACAUACAGUCUGAAGUUUCAGUCCAAUGAAAAACAACAACAUCUUUUAAUUGAAGGUCCACAAAUGGGUGAUUGGUACGCAGUUGCGUUUAUUAGUUGGACGGAUCCAAACAAAGAACGUAUUGAACAGCAGGACGAGCAAUCUGCUCGUCAACCCCCAACUCUCAAACUCUCAAGCGGUAUGCUAAAUACCGCUUCCCUAACCGAGAGUCCAUAUUGGUUCCAGUCAGUACCAGCGGUACGCCAUCGCCGCAAUGGACUCUCAUAA
Messenger RNA from Bactrocera tryoni, 753 nucleotides. RefSeq lists its product as uncharacterized. The transcript has 4 exons. Gene Ontology annotation, cellular component: plasma membrane. NCBI's taxonomy places the organism in Eukaryota, Metazoa, Arthropoda, Insecta, Diptera, Tephritidae. Bases 64 to 753 code for a protein of 229 amino acids. The record is from RefSeq and is a predicted model, not a curated record.